AUGCAAGAAAUUCAACUAUAAAAUUAACAAACAUUUUAGCAGUUUCCCAUCAAUACUGCCUCUCCUAAUAAUGCUUAAUAUCUCAACAAGACCUAUAAUAAUGGCUUUUAGAACGGGACUAGCUAAGCAACAAGCCAAAAUUCUAUGCAGUUUAAUAAAUUGCCUUCUAUUGAGAACAAAGCUGAGAACGUAGGUAAUCAAGGACAGAUGUAUAAUGGCAAUAAUGGUUAGGGUAUUGUAUAUUCCUAAACUAUAUCCAUGAAUCAACCGCUUCAAAGAUUACACGAACAUCAUCCUAUCCUCUCUUCUAAUGGCUUACUCGCACUAUCAAGUAAACUAGAGACAAUGAAUUUAAACAACAAUAAAAGAGAGCAAGGAAAUCAUAGCACUAAUGAUAAAAAGAACAAUGCCCCGGGAUUAAUCACAACUUAUCAACUGAAGAUGAAUCUACAGCAAUAGCAGUAAUAGCAUAUGAUGAUGAUGGCAUAAUUCUAAUAAGAACUAUCUCAAGAUAAGACGAUAACACUAAAUCAAGAUAACCCAUAUUUCAGAGUACCAAAACUUGACGAGUCUGUUCUUAAAAAUAACCUUUUUCUAAACAAUAAUAUGAGAAAAGCUAGAGGCACAAAUGGCAGUAAAUUAAAGAAGUCAGACAUGACUGCCCAUCAUCAAAAUAUAGUCUUUAGCACAUAGCCAAAUCACAGACAGAAAUAAAAUGUAUUUAAGAAUUAGCUUCUACAAAUUGAAUCACCAGGCAAUCCUGGUAAAGGCAUCUAGCAUAAUAAAGGUGGGCACUUAUUCAGUUACAAUGAGAUUAGAGAUCAUAAGAUAACUCUUAAUAGCAUUAGAAGACAUAUACAGAAAGCUUAAGUGUAUGAGAAUCAAUUUUAGCCACUUCAUGAAUAACAGCAAGACAUAAUGUCUGGAUUAGUUAUUCAAAAUCUAAUAGCUGCUUCUCCAAGUGAGAAGAGAUUGAAGAAUGCCUAAAAAUAACAAGAAGUUGAAUAUAAAUAGAUUCAGUUGUAUUUGACUAAUUAAGAUUAUCAAAAUGCAGUUAUUAGAGGUCAUCAUCAUGCUUGGGUCAAGCAUGAUACAGCUGGUGGAGUUUUGCUUAAUGGUAUGAUCUCUAAUAUUUAGGCAUAGCAGAUCUAGCAGUAGAACAGUGAUGAGAAGAAAAAACCGAUAAGCAGAGGGGAUGCAGCACUUAAUUCCUUUGUAGGGACACAACACAGAGAAAAGAUAAAGAAACUCUAUGCCUAAACUGAUUAAAUUUUGCAGGAUACGCUUAAUUAAGGAUCCCUUUAUGUUCAUUCAUAUCCAGACGAGUAUUCAGAUGAAAAACUAAAGGUUGAAGAUUAGAGUUCUGGUUUUCACCGUACUUAAGAAGAAUAAAGGACUACUAAUGACAGCAUAUUUGAUCCUCUUAGAGACUAAUUAGAUUAGCCAUAUUCUUAGCAAGAUAUGAUAAAUUAGUAUAAAAUUUAGGAGCAAUAGCUACCCUAAAUAAAUCCACGUAAAUAGUAUUGCAAUACUUAAUCAUAACUUGAAAGAUCAUUUAAAAGAGGUGGCUCUAUUGAAUCUAAAUCAAAUAGAUCUAGAGUCAAAGGUGAUCAAUUAAAUCCAGGUAAUUCUGAAGAUAAGACAAGUACCGUUGUUUCAGGCCAAACUGUAAGUUGCAGUAUCAAUUCCCAAGCAAAUAAUGGAGGAAGUAUCAAAAUCUAAAAAGAUGGCUUCAAAAGAAUUCAAACUAUAAAAACCAAUAAUAUUAUACUUUCAAACUCUAAUGAUUCUAAACUAGGAGGAAAUAGUAAGCUUUAGAAGCAAAUGACUCAAAAAGCAAAAGAUAUUAAUUAGAACAAAGUUAACUUGAAAGGUGAACCUAACCAUACAAUUAAAGAAAGCUUUAGCGAGGAAAAUUUAGAAACUAAAGGCAUGACUGAAUCAAAAGAUAACCUUCCUCUUGUUUCACCAAUCUAAUAAUUACCUUAAAAUAAUCCAAAACCAGUGAGAAGAAUGCCAAACCCCUACGAAGAGUAUAUGAGAGAAUAAGAAAAGAUACUUUAACAAAGGAAAGAUGCUAAAGAGAAAUAUAGUAAAAUAUCAUCUAAUAUAUUGAUGAAAGGUUCCUAGCCAUUCAAAGACAAUACUAUUUGGGAAGAAACACCUUAAUACGAUAGUCUGUUUAACUUUAAAUGGCAGCCAAUAUCUUAUGGAAUCAAGUAUGACUAGUUAAGUAAAUAUGGCUAGAAAUAACUUGUUAAUCAUAUUGAGGGUCAUGAAAAUAUUACAACUAAAGAUUAGUUAUUCUUAAAUCUCAAAUAUUACUGUGAGAAAACGAAUCUCAAUGUUUUUGAUAGUGUUCCAUUGACUUUUAUCCUUGAUUUCAAAUCAGAAACUAUAUUUGACUAAAUUGAUACUUUGAGAAACGUUCAUAAAAUUAUAGAAUCAAAUUUGGCCAUAAGCACUAAUGAGCUAAAUAAGAAAUUAUCUCACUACUAAAAUGUAGUUGAGAGAAGAGGACAUUAAUCUAAAAACUCCUAUAAACUUAUGGAAUCAGCGAAUGGAGGUAUGAAUAUGUGGCUCUUAAAACCAACUGGACUUAACAGAGGAAGAGGCAUUCAUAUAUUUAGGUCGUUUGAUGAACUUAAAGAUAUUCUCUAUGAACAUUAUGAUAUAAAUUGGUUUAAUUAGACUUAUACCAAGCCCUAAUAAAUACAAUAACCAAAAACAUCAGUGCUAGAUGUAAAUAAUACCACAAAUCCGUUAUUCUUACAAAAAGAAGAAAGUUAAGAUUCAAAUGCAUAGCCAGUUAAUGGAGAAGAAAAAGUUUAAAAUGCAGCUGUCUAAUCCUAAUAGCAACAGUAGCAAUAGUAAUAAUAAUAGACUAAAUUCCGAAGCUUUGCCUUUGUAGUCUAAAAAUAUCUAGAAAAACCCCUACUUUUUAAAUAGAGAAAAUUCGAUUUGAGAGUUUGGAUGUUUAUCUCUUUUGACUUCAAAUGCUACUUAUUCAGAGAAUGCUAUGUUAGGACGAGUUGUGAAGAUUAUGACCUAGAAUAAGAAAACAUGGAUAAAAUAUACAUCCAUUUGACAAAUAAUGCUAUUUAAAAGAACUCAGAUAACUAUGGAAAAUUCGAGGAUGGAAAUCAAAUCUCCUUAGGGGAACUAUCAGACCAUUUAGCUGAAACCAACAGAAGUGAUGGAAUGUCAGGUGCUGAGUUGAAAUAAUAUUUGGAGUCUUAAUACAGAUAGCUGAUUCUUCAGAGUCUUAAAGCUGUAAAAGGAAAACUAAAAAUUAGAAAAUACACCUAUGAAUUAAUGGGGUAUGACUUUAUAAUAGAUGAAAAUCUCAAGACAUACUUGAUCGAAGUAAACACUAAUCCUUGCAUAGAAGAAUCAUCCUAGUUAUUAAAGAUGCUACUUCCUAGGAUGUUAGAUGAUCUCUUCAAACUUACACUAGAUGUGUUGUUCCUUCCAUAGACUCAAUAAAACAUUAACAAUACUUAGAGUGUUAUUCAGAAUUAGAGUAUAAUUUAAACUACCCAGUAGCAAAUAAUUCCACCUACGACAGCCUAGCAAUAAUCAUCAUAAUCUUAAAAUCUAAAUUAGCAGCCAUAGAAAUCUUAGUUUCCAGUUACUGGGUACGAUGAUAACAUUAAUAUGUGGGAGCAAAUAUAUACUCUCAAUUGA
Stylonychia lemnae is the source of this 3687-nucleotide messenger RNA. The record is from the annotation of a GenBank genome assembly. Lineage: Eukaryota; Ciliophora; Spirotrichea; Sporadotrichida; Oxytrichidae.